GCGGAGGCGGGGCGGCGGCGGCAGGCGGCGGCGGUGGCACAGGCACAGCCGGGGCUUGGCCCCGCAGUUCCAUGGGCAGAGCCAUGGGGCUCGCAGGGCUGCUGCUGGGGUUGCUCCUCGUGCCCGCCGUGCUGCUGAGCACCAGCCUCGGCCGCGGCGACCCGCCGCCAGAGCCCGAGCUGGAGGUGGAGCUGGCCGAGGGGCCGCCGGCUGCGGGCGGCGUCGCCGCCGAGGACUCGCUGUGGCCGCUGCCGCAGUCGCUCCGCACGUCCCGCCGGCAGCUGCAGCUCGCCCCCGACCGCUUCCAGGUGGUGCACGGGGCCGGCUCCUCGGCGGGGCCGGGCUGCGGCCUCCUGCAGGAUGCCUUCCGCAGGUACUACGAGUACAUGUUCGGGCACUCCCGCUGGCGGAGCCCCGGCCGGCGGUGGCCGUCCGUCCGUCGGGAGCUGUUGCAGCUGCAGGUGGUGAUCGCGGCCCCGGAGCCCGGCUGUGACAGCUACCCGCGGCUGGCGUCCAGCGAGGCCUAUCAUUUGACUAUAACUGAGCCUGUGGCUAUACUGAAAGCAGAUGAAGUAUGGGGUGCUUUAAGAGGUUUGGAAACCUUCAGUCAGCUGGUUCAUGAAGAUGAUUAUGGAAGUUUUCUUGUCAAUGAAUCUGUUAUCUACGACUUCCCAAGAUUUGCUCAUAGAGGAAUCUUACUUGACACAUCAAGGCACUAUUUGCCAUUGAAAUCCAUUCUCACAAACCUGGAUGCCAUGGCUUUUAACAAGUUCAACGUCCUCCACUGGCAUAUAGUAGAUGAUCAGUCAUUUCCUUACCAGAGUAUUUUUUUUCCUGAGCUAAGUAACAAGGGAGCUUACUCCUAUAACCACAUCUAUACUCCUACUGACGUCCGUCUGGUGAUUGAGUACGCCCGGUUAAGAGGCAUUAGAGUUAUCCCAGAAUUUGAUACCCCAGGACACACGCAGUCUUGGGGAAAAGGUCAAAAAGAUCUUCUCACCCCUUGUUACAAUGGAGAACAGCCAAGUGGGUCCUUUGGACCUGUAAAUCCCAUUUUGAAUUCAACUUAUGACUUCAUGACUAAAUUCUUCAAAGAAAUCAGCAGUGUAUUUCCUGAUGCCUACAUUCAUCUAGGAGGAGAUGAAGUGAGCUUCGAUUGUUGGAAAUCUAACCCUGAUGUGAAAGAGUUCAUGAAGGAGCAAGGUUUUGGCAUUGACUAUGCCAAACUGGAAUCGUACUACAUUCAGAAGAUUUUGGAUAUUGUUUCCUCUUAUAACAAAGGAUACAUGGUCUGGCAAGAAGUGUUUGAUAACAAAGCACAGCUGAAGCCAGAUACUGUAGUUGAAGUGUGGAUGGCAAAUAACUAUGCUCAUGAACUUAGCAGUGUCACUAAGGCAGGGUUCACUGCUAUCCUGGCAGCUCCCUGGUAUUUGGAUUACAUUAGUUAUGGGCAAGACUGGAAGAAAUACUACAGCGUUGAACCACUCAACUUCCCUGGAUCUGAAAAACAGAAAAAGCUCUUAUUAGGUGGAGAAGCUUGCUUGUGGGGAGAAUUUGUGGAUGCAACUAACCUCACACCAAGACUGUGGCCUCGGGCAAGUGCUGUAGGGGAAAGACUCUGGAGCAGCAGCAACGUGACUGACUUGCAGGAUGCCUAUAAAAGACUGUCUAAUCAUCGAUGCCGCAUGCUCAGACGGGGCAUAGCAGCUGAACCUCUCUUUGUUGGCUACUGUGCCCAUGAAGCAAGAGGGUGGUAACUGCUUCAGAGACUUCUGCUCAACAACCUGAAGUGCCUCUGGAGUGUGAACAUGCGUACACAUGGUUUGAUUGUUGAACAAACACUUAAAAUUUUCACUUUUAAGUAAAGUUAUUUGGCAUUCUUGUUGGAGUAAAAACAA
This is a messenger RNA of Oxyura jamaicensis (ruddy duck), 1898 nucleotides long. It is a transcript of the gene HEXB, whose product is annotated as hexosaminidase subunit beta. Gene Ontology annotation, biological process: ganglioside catabolic process; glycosaminoglycan metabolic process; carbohydrate metabolic process. Gene Ontology annotation, cellular component: membrane. The record is from RefSeq and is a predicted model, not a curated record. NCBI's taxonomy places the organism in Eukaryota, Metazoa, Chordata, Aves, Anseriformes, Anatidae. Gene Ontology annotation, molecular function: beta-N-acetylhexosaminidase activity. The transcript has 14 exons. Bases 72 to 1757 code for a protein of 561 amino acids.